This is a messenger RNA of Pediculus humanus corporis (human body louse), 2277 nucleotides long. RefSeq names its product Claspin, putative. NCBI's taxonomy places the organism in Eukaryota, Metazoa, Arthropoda, Insecta, Psocodea, Pediculidae. The record is from RefSeq and is a predicted model, not a curated record. Gene Ontology annotation, molecular function: anaphase-promoting complex binding. The coding region runs from base 1 to 2277 and encodes 758 amino acids. The transcript has 11 exons. Gene Ontology annotation, biological process: mitotic G2 DNA damage checkpoint signaling; mitotic DNA replication checkpoint signaling; activation of protein kinase activity.
AUGAAUUCGAAAAAGAAAUUAUUGGAAAAAAUUAAUCCUAAGUUGUUAGAAAUAACACCUAAAUCAAGUUUUGAAGCUGAUUCUGUAAUAACAUUAGAAAUUGGUAAAAACGAUGUAAAUAACGAAGCACAAAAGCUAAUGGAAAGAUUUUAUAAAAGACAAGAGUUAAUUCUAAAAAGUAAAUGUAUUGAAGAUAAUAUUGAGUUGAAAACUUCUAAAGAGAUAUGUCAGUCAAUAUCAGAAAAAUUAUUUUCAAAUGUUAAAAAAAAAAAUGAAUUAAACCGUAAUGGAAAUGUGAAAAAAUUGCCUGAUUUUAAAAACAUGUUAAAAGAUGAAAUCGCGACCAAAAGGAAGGAAAAUUAUGAAAAAAGGUUAAUUGAACAUAAUAAAUGGAAAAAUGAACAAAAAUCUCUUUGUGAAGAAUCAACAGAAUGUGAUUCGGAAGAAGAAUUGACUUAUUAUGAAAAGGAAAUUGUAGAAAAUGAUAUAAAUAGUAACGAAGAUGAAUGCGACAAAAAGUCUGACAGUGAAAAACUUGAUACUCCUAGUAAUCCUACAGAUAAUGAUACAGUUAUUUCGAUGAAUGGAUCAGAAUCAACAAAAAUUGUUUGUACUGAAACUAAAUCAAAUAAAAAAAAAAAUUCUUCCUUAGGAGUAUUCAAAGUCGAUGAUGAGUAUUCUAAUGAUCAUGAUAAAAAUACUUCUGAAACUUGUUCUACAACAGAAUCAUUUCAAUUUAAUUCAGAAACAAAUGUACCAGAUAUUAAAGAUACAGAAAAUGUUGAUAAUUCAUUUUCACAGUAUUUAAAAAACAGUUUUUUGAAUUUGUCUUCUUCAAAAAUUUUAGAUGCAGAUAAAUCACAAUCAAGUCAAUCAGAUAAAAAAUUAGAAUUUUCAAAUGAAAAAGAAUUUGAUUUGGCUGAUGCUUACGAGUUUUGUUCCGGAAAGUUUCCUGAUUCAAGUCAAGUUAAUAAAAGUGAAGAAGUUGCUAAUAAAACUACUCCAAAUGAGGAAAAUGCAUUAGAAAAUAUAUCUCAAAAUGAAAAUUUUAAUAAAAGUAAAAAAAGUAGGAGGAUAUUCUUUGAAGGAGAUGAGAGCAGUGAUAGUGAAAAUGAUGAAAACUUAGAUGAUUUCGAUUUUGAUGAUAAUGAUGAUGAUGAUGAUGGUGUUGAAGACCUCGAGAAUAGUAAGCCAAAGCCUCAGAAAAUUUUUUCAGCUGAUGAAUAUGAUUCUAGAGAAAGUAUUAGUGGAAAUAAUAAAAAAGUUAAAGGAGCUUUAAUGUUUUCAGAUGAAGAGGAUGAAGAUGAUAAUGAUCCUUUACAAAAUGAUGACACUCAAAAUGGCGAAUUUGAUGAAAAUAAUGAAAGUGAAAUUUUAGACUCAGAUGAAAAUUCUAUAGUCGACUCUGAAGAUAAUUAUGUGUUAAAUAUGAAAAAUUUUUUUGAAAAAGAAGCAGAAGUUAGUGGAUCUGAGGGUAGCGACGAUGAAGAUGAAAAAGAUUUGGAUAAAUUUGAGGAAGAAGAAGGAGACAAAGAUGAUUUAGAUUAUGCACAAGUUCAGUCUCAAUUAGAAAAAAUUCACUUACGCCGAUUGCUGGAUGAUGAUUCGAAAAAUAUCAGACUACUUCAAGAAUUAUUUUUCGAAGAUGGAGAUUUACAUACGGAUGAAAAAUAUAAAAAAUUUAGAUGGAAAAAUAUAGGUGAUGAAAAUUUAGAAAAUGUUGGAAUUGACGAAUCUCUAACAAAGGAUGAUGAGGGUGAUUGCAGUGAUGACGAAAUCAUUGAAGAUAUGAGUAUAAGACGUGAACGUCUCAUAAAUCAAUUAUUAUUUGAAAAGAAAACUACGGAAGAAUUAUUUUCAAACGAUUUGUUUAAGAAAACAUAUCAAAAAUUAAAAGUAACAUCAGUCAAAAGUCAAAUGAAACCUUUUUUUAAUAAUAAUGAAGAAAAGAAAAAAAAUAUGUCGUCGAUAAAUUCAUUUACAUUUAAUUCUAGAAGUUCUUUUCUAAGUGAAAAUAAAGAAGUUUUAUUAAAACUUGCCAAAGUUUCAACAUUUGCCGUGACGGAUAAUACUAACAACAGUACAAAAUCGAAAAAUUCAAAAAAUUUUGUUUUUGCAUCGAAAACUCCGGAAAAGGAAAAAAAAUUUGAAAAAAAACCCGAAAAUAAAAAAAGACGACCAGAAGAAGAAAAUGAUGAUAAAAAAUUAAAAAAAAAAUUAAAAUUUAUACGUGAUACGUCAAAUCCAAUUCCUUCUCUAUUAGAUCUUGUUAAAUAA